AUGGACGAGGUGCUUUUCUAUAAUUCGGUUGGCGAUCCAGCCAAGAAGCACUCCACAUCGUUUGGAUUUGUUUCUAGCACGCGUUCGACGCAACAAGUUGGUCAGUACAGACAGUGUUACUCUGCAAAUAACGGUACUGUUCUCACUGGAAUAAAUGGAGAAAAUAAAAUCAUUUCUGCCUGUCACAGCAAGGCGUUGGUUCACGUCUAUAUACUUGGAAAAGAGUCACCGGAACAGACCAUUCCUGUUCCAGAGGAGCUCAUUUGUCUGGAACUUUGUCCGCAUCCAAAUUCCACAGAUGCAUGGCUCUUGGUUGCAGGAGCUGUUAGCGGAAGAAUCUACGUUUGGGAGCUGGAUUCCGGUUUAUUGCUUGCUGUUAAAGAGUCGCACUACCAGUCUGUCAGUGUGAUAAAGUAUGUCAAGGGAUAUUUGGUCAGCGGCGGAGCUGAUUCGCGGGUGGUGGUCUGGAAAGUGUUGGACAUGAUGUCAGACUCUCACAAGCCUUACGCCAUUUACACCGACCACACGCUUCCAGUCACAGAUUUACUGGUGACAACUGGGCUGGUGAACGAUCUGAAAGUCUGGUCUGUUUCUAGAGACCAAACUAUUAGAUGUCACGACCUGACCUCCCAGACUCUGGUGACAACAUUCAUCGCUCAGCAACCUGUCUCCUCGAUCACCGCAGACCCUGCAUACAGAAGCUUGUAUGUUGGCUACGAGGAUGGAACGAUCCGGAUGGUGAACUUGUUUGAUGCUCCAUCCAAGACCCAAAUCUGGGAGCAUGUUGGUGGCUAUGGUAAGGUGAUCACAUUGAAAGACGAUCCUGAGCUGCGCGAGACUUUUGUCAGCCACCAAGCCGAGGGCAACUCAAUCACCAAGCUGGAGAUCUCAUUUGAUGGCUCGCAGCUAAUUUCGGGAGACAGUAAGGGUAAAGUGCUUGUCUCGGACGUUGCUACCAAACAGAUUGUGCGAACAUUGAAGCCGCUUGCGGGGGCAGUUUCCACGCUUAAACUUUUCAGAAUCAAAUCUGACAGUCUGAAGUAUGCUCCAACCAAAAGUUCUGUGCGUGGAAUUCCCGUUUUGAAGAGAAGUCUGGUUGACGAGCCGGAAUUGCAAAGACACGUUGUGUUCAAGAAAUUUGAAAAAGCCGACAAAGCACCAGAAUUCAACCUUGAACGGUUCUUGGACAUCACAAAGUCUGAAGCCAAGUGGUUUACAAACUUUACCAACGUGGAUUCUACGGUCAAGAAGGAAAAGGAGGUGGACACCGCAGAAAUCGAUAGACUGAGAGAGGCCAAUGCUGCUCUGAGACAGAAAUACGACGAGCUGUACGAAACGCAUUCAAAGCUAUUAAUGAACAAUAAAUAG
Ogataea philodendri is the source of this 1368-nucleotide messenger RNA. RefSeq lists its product as uncharacterized. Gene Ontology annotation, cellular component: nuclear pre-replicative complex. The record is from RefSeq and is a predicted model, not a curated record. Gene Ontology annotation, biological process: DNA-templated DNA replication; rRNA processing. The transcript has a single exon. The coding region runs from base 1 to 1368 and encodes 455 amino acids. Gene Ontology annotation, molecular function: protein binding. Lineage: Eukaryota; Fungi; Ascomycota; Pichiomycetes; Pichiales; Pichiaceae.